This is a messenger RNA of Oncorhynchus masou masou (cherry salmon), 3023 nucleotides long. Its product is annotated as transitional endoplasmic reticulum ATPase-like. Lineage: Eukaryota; Metazoa; Chordata; Actinopteri; Salmoniformes; Salmonidae. Gene Ontology annotation, cellular component: VCP-NPL4-UFD1 AAA ATPase complex; nucleus; cytosol. Gene Ontology annotation, molecular function: ATP hydrolysis activity; ATP binding; polyubiquitin modification-dependent protein binding. The transcript is spliced from 16 exons. The record is from RefSeq and is a predicted model, not a curated record. Gene Ontology annotation, biological process: autophagosome maturation; mitotic spindle disassembly; retrograde protein transport, ER to cytosol. The coding region runs from base 68 to 1999 and encodes 643 amino acids.
GAAACCCUAUUUCUUGGAAGCCUAUCGGCCCUUACACAGAGGCGACAUCUUCCUGGUGCGAGGGGGCAUGCGGGCUGUGGAGUUCAAGGUGGUGGAGACAGACCCCGCCCCCCACUGCAUCGUCGCCCCGGAUACCGUCAUCCACUGCGAGGGACAGCCAAUCAACAGAGAGGACGAGGAGGAGAGUCUGACUGACGUAGGCUAUGAUGACAUUGGAGGUUGCCGUAAACAGUUGGCUCAAAUCAAAGAAAUGGUGGAGCUUCCCCUCAGACAUCCUGGACUAUUCAAGGCUAUAGGAGUCAAGCCUCCCAGGGGUAUUCUGCUGUAUGGACCUCCAGGUACAGGGAAGACACUGGUUGCCCGGGCCGUCGCCAACGAGACUGGGGCAUUCUUCUUCCUCAUCAAUGGUCCUGAGAUCAUGAGUAAGAUGGCCGGGGAGUCAGAGAGCAACCUGAGGAAAGCCUUCGAGGAGGCAGAGAAAAACUCUCCCGCCAUUAUUUUCAUAGACGAACUGGAUUCUAUCGCUCCUAAGAGAGAGAAGACCCAUGGGGAGGUGGAGAGGCGUAUCGUAUCACAGCUCCUCACCCUGAUGGAUGGACUGAAGCAGAGAACUCACGUUAUCGUCAUGGCAGCCACCAACAGACCCAACAGCAUAGACCCUGCCCUGAGACGCUUCGGCAGGUUUGACAGAGAGAUCGACAUCGGCAUCCCAGACUCCACUGGUAGACUGGAGAUACUGCAGAUUCACACCAAGAACAUGAAGCUGUCUGACGACGUGGACCUGGAGAGGGUUUCCAUGGAUGCGCAUGGCCAUGUGGGGUCAGACCUGGCAGCUCUGUGUUCUGAGGCGGCUCUGCAGGCCAUCAGGAAGAAGAUGACCCUGAUUGACCUGGAGGACGACACCAUUGAUGCUGAACUGCUCAACUCACUGGCAGUUACCAACGAUGACUUCAGGUGGGCGUUGGGGCAGAGUAACCCGUCAGCUCUGAGGGAGACAGUAGUGGAGGUUCCUAAUGUUAACUGGGAGGAUAUAGGAGGACUGGGAGAGGUCAAGAGAGAACUGCAGGAACUAGUACAGUACCCCGUGGAGUACCCAGAUAAGUUCCUGAAGUUCGGUAUGACCCCGUCACGAGGAGUGUUAUUCUAUGGACCCCCAGGCUGUGGAAAGACCCUGCUCGCCAAGGCGAUUGCUAACGAGUGCCAGGCCAACUUCAUCUCCAUCAAGGGACCUGAGCUGCUCACCAUGUGGUUCGGCGAGUCAGAGGCUAAUGUCAGGGAAGUCUUCGACAAGGCCAGACAGGCGGCCCCCUGCAUCCUGUUCUUUGACGAGCUGGACUCCAUUGCCAAGUCCAGAGGGGGCGGAGCCGGGGACGCAGGGGGCGCGGCCGACAGGGUCAUCAACCAGAUCCUCACGGAGAUGGACGGAAUGUCCAACAAGAAGAACGUCUUUAUUAUAGGAGCUACCAACAGACCUGACAUAAUAGACUCUGCUAUCCUCCGUCCAGGGAGGCUGGAUCAGCUCAUCUACAUCCCUCUACCAGACACAGCCUCCCGUACCGCCAUCCUCAACGCAAACCUACGCAAGUCCCCCAUCGCCAGAGAUGUAGACCUGGCCUACCUGUCUGGUAUCACCCAGGGUUUCAGUGGGGCAGACCUGACAGAGAUCUGCCAGAGGGCCUGUAAGCUGGCCAUCAGAGAGGCCAUAGAGGCUGAGAUCAAAGCAGAGCGCCAGAGACAGACCCACCCAGGCACCGCCAUGGAUGAGGACUGUGACCCUGUUCCAGAGAUCAGGAAGGAUCACUUUGAAGAGGCCAUGAGGUUCGCCCGGCGCUCCGUCAGCGACAACGAUAUCAGGAAGUAUGAGAUGUUCGCCCAGACACUACAGCAGAGCAGAGGCUUUGGGAACUUCAGGUUCCCCUCUGGCUCUCAGUCCGGAGGUCAAGGGUCGGGGUCAGGGGGGCAGUUCAGAGAUGAGGUAGAGGAUGACCUCUACCAGUGAGAAGACUAUCACCUCUACCACACCUGCCUGCAUAUGAUGUGGAACUCUGGAUCAAUUAGACUGUUGUGGGAAUCAAAUACGGACAGAAUAACUUUUAACAGCACAUAACGUUUGUGCUUCUCAGCUUAUCGGUGUCUUAGAUGUUUCUCAUAACAACUGUUACAUCAUAACAACUGUUACAUCAUAACAACUGUUACAUCAUAACAACUGAUACAUCAUAACAACUGUUACAUCAUAACAACUGUUACAUCAUAACAACUGUUACAUCAUAACAACUGUUACAUCAUAACAACUGUUACAUCAUAACAACUGUUACAUCAUAACAACUGUUACAUCAUAACAACUGUUACAUCAUAACAACUGUUACAUUAUAAUAAAAGAUACAUCAUAACAACUGUUACAUCAUAACAACUGUUACAUCAUAACAACUGUUACAUCAUAACAACUGAUACAUCAUAAUAAAAGAUACAUCAUAAUAACUGUUACAUCAUAACAACUGUUACAUCAUAACAACUGAUACAUCAUAACAACUGAUACAUCAUAACAACUGUUACAUCAUAACAACUGAUACAUCAUAACAACUGAUAAUUAUAACAACUGUUACAUCAUAACAACUGAUACAUCAUAACAACUGAUAAUUAUAACAACUGUUACAUCAUAACAACUGAUAAUUAUAACAACUGUUACAUCAUAACAACUGAUACAUCAUAACAACUGAUAAUUAUAACAACUGAUACAUCAUAACAACUGAUACAUCAUAACAACUGUUACAUCAUAACAACUGAUAAUUAUAACAACUGGUGCAUUUGAGGAAAUUAGAGUUUGUUUGUUUUUUCUUGGAAGAAGAAUUUGUCAAAUCUGGAUGGUCAAAAUACAAUGAAUAUAACUGUGAAUGGGGAUUGUUGUUCUUAUCGUGUUUGAGAUGGUCAUCAUGGAAGGAAUGCUGAUUCAAAUCUGAAAUGUAAUAAAUUGAGUGUUUGCCCUUUUCUGUUUGUGUUUUACUAAUAAAACUACUGUCACAUAA